CCAUCUGAACUUCCUGAUUGAGUAGAGUGAUUCGGUUUAUUUGUGGCAGAAAAUGGUAGAAAAAAUGUGGGUUUUGAUUUUACUAUCGAUUUUGUUGUUGCAUGGCGAUGAAACUUCAGCCUCAGACCCUGAUCCGAUCCAAGAUUUCUGCAUCCCAAACCCCAAAUUCGGCGCCAUAAAAACAGCCCAUCUCACCAUUCUCCCAUGCAAAAACUCCUCGGAAGCAUCCACCGACGAUUUCGUCUUCUUGGGGUUAAAAGCCAGUGGGAACUUCACCGAAACAGGGCUUGCCACGAUCCCGGUGAACCCAACAAUCUUUCCUGGUAUCAACACACUGGGGAUGUCAUUUGUGAGAGCCGAUUUGAAAGCCGGUGGGAUAAAUCCACCCCAUUUUCACCCCCGAGCCACCGAGAUUGCCUAUGUGGUGCAAGGCAGUGUUUAUUCAGGCUUUGUGGAUUCAAACAACCGAGUUUUCUCCAGGGUGAUUGAGCAAGGAGAAGUUAUGGUGUUCCCAAAAGGUCUGCUUCACUUCCAAAUGAAUGUUGGUGAGAAGCCUGUUACAAUAUUUGCAUGUCUCAAUAGCCAAAACCCAGGACUCCAAAAGAUUCCCUCUGCCAUUUUUGGAUCUGGUAUCAAUGAGGAGCUUUUGGAGAAGGCUUUUGGUCUCAGCCAUAAGCAGAUUGGAACUAUGAGAAGAAGAUUUGAUCCCAAAACAGUGACCUAAAUUCCAUUACUUGUUACAA
Molecule: messenger RNA, 743 nt
Organism: Hibiscus syriacus
Lineage: Eukaryota; Viridiplantae; Streptophyta; Magnoliopsida; Malvales; Malvaceae
Product: germin-like protein subfamily 3 member 2
Exons: 1
Coding region: 53-724 (223 amino acids)
Cellular component (GO): cell wall
Molecular function (GO): manganese ion binding
Source: RefSeq, a predicted model, not a curated record